AAAUCAGACAGGUCAGGUUUCAAAGACUACACCUUACUAACUUCAGACCCACCUUUUAUUCCACAUUAAGGUACUGUUACUAUGUUUAAUGGCCUGGUAGAAGCACUUGCAGUACAAGCGCGGCUGAAAUAGUUCAAGUGACAGUUUCCUUAAUGCUUCAUCAGUCAAGUCAAGCGAACACAAAGGAAUGUCGUUUUUCGAGCAAGGAGACCUGCUUAGCAGUGAAACCAGACUUUCUGUGUCUCCUAGUUCCCUUUUGUAGUCUGUGUGCAGACUGUAGCUUUUGGAUUUCAUCCAUAUACUUCAAAUGCCUCUUGUUUAUUGAAGCACUGCUCGGAUUGUGUGUGGUUAACUAUUCUUAGUGGAACUUGUAGAUUCUAUCAAAUCAUCUGAUACAAUGCUAAAACGGAAACAGAGAGAAGCUUGCACAAUUGCAGUUAUUUAAAUGAAGAAUUCCUUGUUGGUUAAAACACACACCCCCUUUUUAUACGCUCCUAUCAUUGGUCUAUAAAAUUGUCAGACUUGAUAAACAAGUACACCUGUUCGACUUCUGGUAUUAAAAUUUUAGGUACAGUUGAACAUACAAUCACAACCAGCCUAUACAGGUUUGCAUCUGGUUAAAGGUGGUGAAGAUUUUAUUGAGAAGCAAUUUCUAACUGCAUGGGACAGUUUCAGCUGCAAGAAUCUGCACACACGAACUAGCUGUCUCGAAACCCUUGGCUCUUCGUCUAUCUAAUACGAAGACAAUAUGGAAGGGGGUGCUUUGCAAAUUGCCGGGCUAGUCAUGGGAGGCAUCGGUGUCGUUGGGACCUGUGCGGUAACUGGCAUGCCUCAGUGGAGGGUCACUGCUUUCAUCGAGAACAAUAUUGUAGUGUUUGAAUCGAUGUGGGAGGGUCUGUGGAUGAACUGUGUCCGACAAGCAAACAUUAGGAUGCAGUGUAAGAUCUACGAUUCCUUGUUGGCGCUGACCCCCGACUUGCAGGCUGGCAGAGCGCUGAUGUGCAUUGCGGUCAUACUCUCAUUUAUUUCAUUCAUGAUUGCCGUCAUUGGCAUGAAAUGCACGAAAUGUGGAGGAGACAAUGAGAGAACGAAAGGAUUUAUUCUUUUGGUGGCUGGGAUUGCGUUCAUCUUAUCUGGGGUUGUUGUGUUGAUUCCUGUCUCCUGGGCCGCCAAUAAUAUAAUCAGAGACUUCUAUAAUCCUCUUGUCAAUGCAGCGCAGAAAAGAGAACUCGGGGAUGCUCUCUUCCUAGGAUGGGCCACGGCAUUCUGUUUAGUGAUUGGUGGAAUUAUAUUAUGCUGCUUUUGUAAAAGAGAUGAAAGGAAAUACAAAUACACUCCGCAAGCCCCCAAAUCUGCAUCAAAUUACCCACGGGGAGCAAUAUCAAAGAAGACAUCAAGUCUGUACUCGAAAAGUCAGUAUGUGUAAUAUACUUAAAGCACCAAAACAUUGAAACAAAUAAAAAAUAUUCUAUCUGGACCAAGCAAGAGUUACAAGAAAGAGAAGAACACGUGUUUGGAAUUGAACCAUAGAAUUCUUAAACGGAGACUAUGUUUGGAAGGUUCAUUACAUUAAGAUUCUUUUUCUGACUUCAGGAUGGUGAUACAGGACAACAUGUGUAGAUCGCUGAAGAAGAUCUUUAUACAUUACUGGAGGGCUGUAAACAAGUAGCAGCUGUCCUUACACAAUGACACGUAGACAUUUCAGCAAAGUAAUAUGACAAUCAACACGGGACUGAAGAGACAAUGCCUCGACCCACUGUUGGUUCACCAUGUAGCAGGUAUAACAUUAGUGGGGUGGUGAAUGGUUUAACAUUUUUUUAAGGACCUGCUGCAGGAGACUACUGAGGAUGUUUUAUAAUAUUAUAUGAACUUUUUUUUCAUUGUUUAUAAUUAUUAAGUUAUAUUUUAUGUACACAGUAUGUGCUAAGCAAAUCAUUCUGGUGAGGAGAGACAUUUGUGCGUAGGAGCCAAUUCUCGUAGAGAAAAUCAAUAACUUUUCUACUUUAUCUCUUCCUGGCUACAAUAGUGAAUUUUUUGUUUGAUUUCUUUUGCCAUGUACUAUAACACGUUAGUUGUGAGAAAGAGUUUAAUUUAAUAACAGGAAGUUCAUUAAUUAUUGCCAUAGUUUUAUCUAGAAAAAAGCUUCUAAGUAAUUGUGUCCCUUAAUUAUCAUUUGCAUAAAUGUGACAUAUUAAAAAAAAAACAAAAAACAUGAAAACAACCAACACAUUUAGAAAAGAUAUGAAAAUAAAAACAUGUGAAAGUUGUUUUUUGGGCAAGUGAAUAUUAUUUUGUUGUUUUUAUUAUAAUCUGUUCGGUGUUCACGUUGUUGGGUAAUCAUAGGGACUGUUUUAAUCUUAUUUACUUCCUUCAUCCCAAAGCCACAGUUAAAAAGUCAAUUAGCCUCCAAUGCUGAUCAUUUUCUUCCACAAUUUAUUAAGUUUAACUUGCUCGUUGACUGAUCUUGUGCUGACCUUUGCCAUCAAUUAAGUUGCACAAAAUGGGUAGUCAGUCUAAUGUUUAAAUAGGGAUAGAAAGUGAUAAUUUAA
Pelobates fuscus (common spadefoot toad) is the source of this 2549-nucleotide messenger RNA. Its product is annotated as claudin-8-like. Gene Ontology annotation, molecular function: structural molecule activity. The coding region runs from base 749 to 1426 and encodes 225 amino acids. Gene Ontology annotation, biological process: bicellular tight junction assembly; cell adhesion. The record is from RefSeq and is a predicted model, not a curated record. Lineage: Eukaryota; Metazoa; Chordata; Amphibia; Anura; Pelobatidae. Gene Ontology annotation, cellular component: plasma membrane; bicellular tight junction. The transcript has 3 exons.